GCCAUGGAUGACGUGUUGUUCUUCCUUUUACCCCACAAGAUAAGCUUUUACGGGAUAUGAUCCCGAGGACGGCAUUGGUGGUAGUCAUCUGUACAGCACUAUGGGUAGUCGAGGCCGCCAAGCGAAAUUAUUGGCAGGUGAUAAUGUCGACGGCAGUGAUGAUGAUGAUAAGAAGAAGUCGAUGCAUAGGGAUGUCGAGAGGCAAAGGAGGCAAGAAAUGGCCACCCUUUAUGCUUCCCUCCGAACCCUUCUUCCCCUCGAGUACAUCAAGGGAAAGCGUGCAGUUUCAGAUCAUAUGAACGGGGCUGUGAUCUACAUAAAAGACUUGCAGAAGAGGAUCCGUGAGCUGAGUUCCAAGAGAGACGAGUUAAAGAAGCUGUCCGAUUCGAGUGGUUGCGACCAAGGGAUUAGCUCGAACGACGGUCUCACAAGCAGUGCAGUGGUUCGCCAGUCUUUGGAUGGUGUUGAAGUUGUGAUCAGCACCUGUGUUGGAGCUCGAGCUUUGACCCUAUCGAAGGUCCUAAAACUACUGGCCGAGAAAGGACUUGAUGUUGUGAGCUGCGUUUCGACUAGAAUCGAUGGAGGACUGAUUAUUCACACUAUCCAAUCUGAGGUCACUGAUCUGGCAUUAGUCGAUAUACCUAGCUUGCAACAGAAACUGAGUGAAGAAAUUUCAUCCUUGACCCCAAUUUCCUAG
Molecule: messenger RNA, 697 nt
Organism: Hibiscus syriacus
Lineage: Eukaryota; Viridiplantae; Streptophyta; Magnoliopsida; Malvales; Malvaceae
Product: transcription factor bHLH126-like
Exons: 3
Coding region: 101-697 (198 amino acids)
Biological process (GO): regulation of transcription by RNA polymerase II
Cellular component (GO): RNA polymerase II transcription regulator complex
Molecular function (GO): protein dimerization activity; RNA polymerase II transcription regulatory region sequence-specific DNA binding; DNA-binding transcription factor activity, RNA polymerase II-specific
Source: RefSeq, a predicted model, not a curated record